This is a messenger RNA of Coffea eugenioides, 1930 nucleotides long. Its product is annotated as ankyrin repeat-containing protein At5g02620-like. The record is from RefSeq and is a predicted model, not a curated record. The transcript has 6 exons. Lineage: Eukaryota; Viridiplantae; Streptophyta; Magnoliopsida; Gentianales; Rubiaceae. Gene Ontology annotation, cellular component: plasma membrane. Gene Ontology annotation, molecular function: protein phosphatase regulator activity; protein phosphatase 1 binding. Bases 49 to 1803 code for a protein of 584 amino acids.
UAUUUCUCCUGAACACUCAAGACUUUAGUAAAUUGCAGCUGCAAGAAAAUGCAUCCCACAUUGUAUGCAGCUGCAGAGUCAGGUGAUUGGUUAGUAAUGGCAAGCUUUUCAGACUACUACUACUCUCAACAUACUCCAGCAAAAGACACAGUCCUUCACGUAUUAGCCCAGUCAUGUGACUCUGCAAAUGUAGUCCAACUUAUCCUUGCCGGACAUGGCCGUUUGCUUAUGAAAUUGAACAGAAGGGGCGAGACUGCACUACAUUUGGCAGCAAGAAAGGGGCAUUCCGGCGUCGUUCGAGCACUAAUUGACCAUGCAAAAUCGGGAGCAGGAUAUUGGUUCCCCCCAUGUUUUGACAGAUGCAAGUGGAUGCUGAGGAUGGCUAGUAAGGCUGGAAACACAGCUUUACACGAGGCAGUUAGGAACAACUUCUAUGACAUCGCCAAAUUGUUAGUUCAAGAAGAUCCUGAGUUUCGUUAUCCCCACAAAUAUGCUCUGAAGACACCUCUGUAUCUCGCAGUUGAGAAGGGACGCCAUAAUAUUAUGGUUCUAAUUUUGGAGUUUUGCAAGACACCAUCCUAUCUUGGCCCCGGACACAAAACUGCCUUGCAUGCUGCCGCAAUUUGGAAUUCGCCAGAAUCCAUGGAGCUGAUUUUGGAAAAGCUGCCUAAUCUUAUUACGAAUGUCGAUAAAUUUGGGUGGACUGCACUUCAUUAUGCUGCCAAAUUUAAUCAUCAGCAUAUUGCAAGACUAUUACUGUCUGCUGAUAGGUAUGCUGCCUAUGUUGCUGCCAAGAAUGAUGACUCCAAGACUGCUCUACACAUUGCGGUAAUUCAUGGACAUGUAGCUUUGGUGCAAGAGAUUUUAUCCCAUUGCCCAGAUUGUUGGGUUCAGAUUACGGGUGAAAGUCAGAAUAUCCUUCAUCUAGCUGUAAAGCAUGAAAAAAUAGAAGUCUUGGAGUUUGUUUUGCAAAAUUCCUGGGCUUCUGAGCUCAUUGACGAAAAGGAUAAAGAAGGAAAAACCCCUCUGCACCUGUAUGUUGCUACCAAAAGCCUAGAUGGGAAUUGCCUCGUGAAUCAUCCUUUUGUGGAUGUCAAUUCUUUUGACGAUUCCAACUCCACGCCUCUAGACAGGAUAGUAGGGGAUCAUCGACCUUCAGAAAGACAGGAACAAAUUAAGGGCCAGCUCGAGGAAACUGGUGCUAAAGCUGGAAUCCAUAAUAUUAACGCAAAGAGAAAAGCAAAAACAUCUGAUAAAGAUCUAGCGGAAAAGUUGGACAAAAUCCGCCAAGCUUACAUGAUUGUUGCUACACUGAUAGUUACAGUAACUUUUGCGGCUGGUUUCACCGUCCCUGGUGGCUUUGAAAGCGGUGAAGGUGACAAAAAAGGCGGUGAAGGUGACAAAAAAGGAGAAGCAGUUCUAGCAAAGAAAGCAGCUUUCAUUGUCUUUGUUGUUUCAGAUUCAUUGGCGUUGCUGCUCUCUAUGCUCGUAGUCUUGUACCAAUUUGUAGUCCGUCAUAGGCCGGACCUUUUUGGUAAGCCAUCUGGACUAUUCUCCCGUGAGGCACUUAUUGGAUAUGCCAUGAUGGCAGUGGUGAUAGCAUUUAUGAGUGGUCUCUUUGCCGUGAUACCAAUCCACGGCAUCAAGAUAUAUCUCUAUGUUAUCAUUGCUUUCUUCGGCUACCUUUUUCUGGGCGCCAUUGUUGAAUGGAGGGUGGCACUUGCGGCUGGGAGGUCCUUCUUUGGGGAACAACUAAGGUCAAGAAAAGAAAACGAAUUAUCCCAGGAUGUUGAAGUCACCUGAGAUGGUUAAAACACGGUGAAAAUGCUUACUGAGAAUAUGGUGGAAAUGCCCGCUUCUUUAUGCUUUUGCAUUCUAUAAUAUUAUUUGAUGAUUACCUAUACAAAAAUUGUAUUGUGUACUAUUACAU